GUAGCACAGAUUUGAGUCCGUAUAACAACUGGUGGUUUGUGUUUGAAAAUACGGCUUGGCUCCGUGCAAUUUUGGAUAAUUUUGCAGAAAAUUGUAAAUAUUCGGCAAGUAUUCUUUGUUAAAAUUGUUUACAAGAGACAAAGGUAUUAUUGUGCAAGUGAAAUUGUAAGUAAAAGUGAAGUAAAAUCGGCAGAAAUAGUUGAAAUGAGUGCGCUUAGCGUCAUGAGCAGCAAAAGAGGUGGGGGCCAAUUUGACAAUUUGAGAGAGCAAUGUCAACGGGCUCAGUUUUUGGAGCACCAAGACGAAAACAUGCCCCCAAAAGUGAUCCAGUCACCAAAAGUGGAUGGUCGUCUGUCAUCAUUGCAAGUCGAGAGCCACCUCAAGUUCCGACUGCAGAGUGCUCUGGCCAGUACAUCGGCUUCGGUCAGACUCAAAGCCAUCCGGGCGAUAAAUACUGGUGAAAUGGACAAAUUCACAUCAUUCGACGUCCCUCACACAACCCAGGAAAUUGUGACAGACGAAGAGCGUCAGCAGGCAGCUAUGAUGCCCGAGAAGACAUUCCAGGAAGUGAUGGAUGGCGUCCGGGUGUACGUGGAAGUGAGGAGCGGCAGAGAGGAUAGAACUGAGGCAAUCAAGGCUGUUAUAGCAGGGAAGGGAGUCAAGGUGAACGACAGAUUGCUGCGCAAUACUACACACAUCAUCUUCAAAGAGGGCAGACUGUCGACGUACAAAACUGCCCAGAAAUGGAACAUCCCCAUUGUGUCAAUCUUGUGGUUUGAAGCCUGCAAGAACUGCUUGUGUCUUAUGGAUCCGGAAAGAUUCCGGCCGGAUGGUCUUGAUCGAUUUGAGCACCCGGAACUAUACAAAAUUAAGAGGACAAAGUUCUUCCGCUGCGAAAGCGAGAGCCCCCUUAGAUUGUCGUCAAAGUCUCUCCUGGUGAAUGGGGGCUCUCCAGCGGUAACACCAAAAGUUCUCUCCAAAACUCACGUUGAUUUGGCCAGGAAUUUUACGCCAUGUGAUACCCCGGAAACGAAGGUGAUCAAAAACAUUCUAGUCACGGCCGGGAAGAAAGAAAAGACUGAAACGCCAGUGACUGAAGUUUUUACAAAAUCAGCAACGAAAAAGACUUUGGAAUUUGAGGCAAUGACCCAGGAUUCCACAAAGAAAGAUACCACCACCUGGACACCAAGACGAUCCACCAGGAGGGCUUCCUGCACAAAUGUCCAGACGUUGGAGCUGUCAGACACUCCCACUCCGUUCAAGUCUCUGAGGAAGUCCAUGAGCAUGGAAUUGACGCUUCCGGAGGAGAAAUUGACCAUUUCCAAGUUGGACAAUAUCUCUGAGGAGACGGAGGAGAUGGAAGUAACUGGGAUUGCUCUGCCGGAACGUCGGACAAUUCUGCAGAGGGAGUCAAUGGUUGAGAGUCCGGAUGCUGGGAAGGAGAAGAAUGGAGAGGAAAAGGAGAAGGCAAAUAAUCGCUGGACGCAGAAUAAUGGGGAGGCUAAGAUGGAUAUAAUUGAGGAUGAUAAGUCCAUUUUCACGCCCAACAGGAUCAUUUUCAGUUCAACUGCUACUCCCGGAAGUUCCAGGAGAGCCACAAUAUUCCAUCACAGGCUGGAAAUGAUCAAUCAGGAGGCCAGGAAAGCCAGUCAGGUGAAGGAAUUUGAGGAUUUGCCACCAACGCCAAUCAGGCAGGAUACAGAAAUUGAUACAGUCAAAGCUAAGCCACGCAGGAGGACUCUCUGCCCUCUGCCGACAGUUAAUUUUUUCCCCGAGGAAAAGGAAGAGUCCCAAGCCAAGCGCCGAAAGCUCUUUAACCCAUCGGCCAUCAAUGAAGCUCCCAAGACUCCCAAAUCCCAUCCACAGCCCAAAACGCCAAAGAAAACACCCGGGAAUACUCAGAAAUCUUCCCAAUCGUCCCAGUUGAUGAAGAAAAAUGACAAAAGGCGCAGUACUUUGGACUUCGAAACGGAAGCCAGGAAGACUGAAGCUGCCAAGAAGACAGUGCCAACGCUCGUUAUCACGAAUGUCUACGGGAAGGACAAGGAACUGGUGGAGGAGGCAGUUAAGAAACUGGGAGCAUUUCAGAUGGAACGGACUGUCACCAGGGCAACUAGUCAUCUGGUGUGCCUGAAUCCUGGACGGACGUUCAACAUGAUGCGUGCUCUGAUUCGCGGAGUGUGGAUUCUCAGCCUGGAUUGGGUGAAGGAGUCAGUGGCUGCUUCUAGGUGGCUUCCCGAGGAACCUUUUGAGCUCAAGAACUUCGCUCCAGCAGUAAAGAUGAACCGCUGCGAGCGCCAGCUGCUGGGCAACAGCUACAAGAUGGACCUGCUGCGCAACUUUGAUCCCAUCUACGUCUCUCCCCGCUGCAGUGUCGGCCUCAAGGAGACCCAGGAGCUCAUUGUCCUCUGCGGCGGUCGCAUAGCCACCAAAUCUGUGGCCAAGUACAUCCUGGGCGACAGAGAAACCAACUGCCCUCCAGGCACCAUCUGCCUCAAUCCCAACUGGCUCCUGGCCAGUAUCCUGGCCCGCCAGCUUCAGCCUCUUUCAACAUUUCAGAUUUCCAGGGAAUAAUAAAAGAAAAAAAACAGGAAUUUGUGGGCGCCUCCAAUUUAUUUUUUUUUAAACACCACUUUUACAUUAAAGACAUGGUGAGAUUUUUGCCUUUCCAGUCCAAAAUUCCUUGUUUAUUCUUUUUAUUUUUAAAUAUUUCACAAGAUUAUAAGUAAUUUUUUUUCUCUGAUAAAAACAAUUCUCCAAAAAUAAUUAAACGAAAAAUGAAGUUUAGAGAAAUUUUUUGCAGGGUUAAAUUGUGGGGAAGUUUUUUUUUCUGAGUGAAAUAAAAGUUUUUUUUUUCAUAUAAAA
Molecule: messenger RNA, 2865 nt
Organism: Phlebotomus papatasi
Lineage: Eukaryota; Metazoa; Arthropoda; Insecta; Diptera; Psychodidae
Exons: 4
Coding region: 205-2574 (789 amino acids)
Biological process (GO): mitotic cell cycle
Source: RefSeq, a predicted model, not a curated record